GCUUUUUGAGGAAGUCUAUCGCAACUUGAAAAUGAAUACUGCAACUUUUUCCUGUUUAUAAUACACAAUUCACGGAUCUGUGGCGAAAAUGAAGCGCUCAAGUUAGAGAGUACGAGGGGCUGAUUCGCCCGAGAUGGCAAACUUGUCUAGAAGCGGAGAAAUCAUCCACCUGAACGUGGGAGGAAAAAGAUUCAGUACAUCAAGGCAAACAUUAACUUGGGUUCCAGAUUCAUUCUUUUCAAGUCUUCUGAGUGGCAGAAUCUCAUCUUUGAAAGAUGAAACAGGGGCUAUAUUCAUUGACAGAGAUCCCACUCUUUUUGCUCCCAUUUUGAAUUUCCUUCGAACCAAAGAGCUGCACCCUGGAUCUGUUAAUGUCCGACUUUUGAUGCAUGAGGCUGAAUUCUAUGGAAUAAUACCAUUAGUUCGCAAGCUUCAGCUGUGUGAUGAGUUGGAAAAGUCGUCAUGUGGGAACGUGCUCUUCAAUGGCUACCUGCCUCCUCCUGGAUACCCAGCCAAGAGGAUAAAUCGACAUAGUGUGGCAGGUCCUCAGUAUGUUAAUGGACGCAACACCUUGACAGAGAGGGUGCCAGUACGUAGGAGUAACACUAUGCCUCCAAAUCUGGGAAAUACAGGCCUCUUAGGAAAGUUGCUGGAAGAGAGACCAAGUGGACAUGCAACUGACCCUGGCAUGGUCAGGAUAGUAUGUGGUCACCAUAACUGGAUUGCUGUGGUGUAUGCCCAGUUCGUCGUGUGCUACAGGAUGAAGGAAUCUUCAGGGUGGCAGCAGGUGUUCACCAGCCCACGCCUUGACUGGGUUAUUGAAAGGGUAGCACUAAAUGCCAAAGUAAUGGGAGGUUCGCUGGGAGACAAUGACAAAAUGGUGGCUGUAGCUUCAUGUACAGAGAUCAUCCUGUGGUCUGUCCAGCCAGAUGGCAAUGGCAAUGAAAUUGGAGUUUUCAGUCUAAAUGUCCCCGUGGAAGCUUUGUUCUUUGUGGGAAAUCAGUUGAUUGCUACCAGCCAUACUGGGAAGGUUGGAGUCUGGAAUGCUGUCACAAAACACUGGCAGAAUCAAGAAGUUGUUCCUAUAAAUAGCUAUGACACAGCAGGUUCAUUCCUCCUUCUUGGAUGUAACAACGGAUCAAUUUAUUACAUAGAUGUGCAGAAAUUUCCACUGAGGAUGAAGGACAAUGAUCUGUUAGUCACGGAACUUUACAGGGAUCCAUCAGAGGAUGCCAUCACUGCUCUUAGUGUCUACCUCACACCCAAGACAAGUGACAGUGGAAACUGGAUCGAGAUUGCUUAUGGUACAAGCUCAGGAAUGGUGAGAGUCAUUGUUCAGCAUCCAGAAACAGUUGGAUCAGGACCCCAGCUCUUCCAGACUUUUUCUGUACACCGCAGCCCUGUGACAAAAAUUAUGCUGUCUGAGAAGCACCUAAUCUCAGUGUGUGCAGACAAUAACCACGUACGGACCUGGACUGUGACACGUUUUAGGGGGAUGAUUUCCACACAGCCCGGCUCUACUCCGUUGACGUCAUUUAAAAUUCUCUCCCUGGAAGACACAGAUGGUCAUGCAGGGUGCAGCGCAGGCACAGACAUAGGCCCAUAUGGGGAGAGAGAUGACCAGCAAGUGUUUAUACAAAGAGUGGUCCCAGAUACUGACCGAGUAUUUGUACGCCUCUCUUCCAAUGGGAAACGAGUUUGUGAGGUGCGCUCUGUAGAUGGCACAGCAAUCACUGCCUUUGUGGUUCAUGAGUGUGAAGGGUCAAGUCGGAUUGGUUCUAGGCCACGACGCUACCUCUUCACUGGGCAUGCCAAUGGCAGCAUCCAAAUGUGGGACCUGACCACUGCCAUGGAGCUAUGCAACAAAACAGACAUUCAAGCAGUCCUUGGAGGACCAACAGAAGAGGAGGUGCUUAAGUUGCUUGACCAGUGUGACCUGACUGUGACACGAACUCCUGACAUGAGUCCGGCUGUCUCCUUUGCUCACUCUGCUACUCCACGCUCCUCUACCUGCAGCCUCCAGUCUCAGUCCAGCGACUGCUCCCGAGACAGAAGUGCCAGGAACGGAAAUAACUUUCUAGCCACUGCUCCACGAUCGACUCUGCCUCCACCGCUCAAUAAACAGCGGGAUUUGAUGUUUAUGGCUGCCAUUUCACCUGCUGCUCAUCACCCUCAGAGUGCCAGUAGCCAUACGUCACUCAACAGUGGAAGCAGUCCACGAGCCCCAAGGUUUCCGUCAGAGUUUGGUAGCUUGGACAUGAAGUUAAGAGGGAGUGGAGGUGAGAGACGAGUGGAAGGAGAUGGUAAAGUACUUAGCAGUCAAGGUGUACGACGUGGGAGCUUUGUAGAGCGGUGCCAAGAGCUUGCCAAAUCCACAGAGUACAGCCACAUGGACCCCAGAAGAAGUAUAGCAGUGUCCAGCGAUCUGGAGAGCAGAUACGGAAUAAGGGAUCAAAGUAUUUCAGCCACUCAAGGACGCAAAAAUCGGGCACCCAGUCCAGCUCUGGAGUCCAAGACACAGCCACCUGUCUCUCCACGCAAGCCGGCGACUGCAGCAGCAGCCAGCGAAACCAGCGAAUCUCCUUCGAGUCCUACCAGCCGGCCACCAUCAACCUCAGGGUCUUCAACAACAGCCAGCCCAAAGCCGAGAAUCAAUGAAACCUCCUUUUAAAACUGGUGGUGAAAUCUACAUGUAGACUUUGCAUUUUUUUUUAGUUUUUUUUUUAAAAUAAAUUAUAUAUAUAUAUUUUUUUUUAGAAACGAAAAGAAUCUGACCCUACUCAUACUUUACACAUCAGUCAUGCCUAACCUAUAAUCUCACAAUCAUGUUUGAGCUUCUUAAGGUAAGUUAGGGCAAAUUGAAAGCGCAUGUAAGGCUAACAUUAGGAGUGAUGAGGUACUACGGAAUAAAGACAUUAUAGGUCCUUCAAAGCCACAUGUGUACAUAGAUAUUAACAUUUAUAUGGUGCCUUGAUAAUCAAAUAAACUUCCAAAUACAUUCAAACGUCUCAUAGUUAGUUAAUGCACUACACUGGGAAAUUUUUGAGUGACUCAAAUAUUCUUAGAUGUAGCGGCCUAAACAUAAAUCGGCAGCUUUGAGUGAAAAGCAGGACUCAACAAUCCACACAGGGCUCACUUGAACACACACACACACAUACACACACCCACACUCAGACAAGACCAGUCAGUUCAUCAAGAACAUGGGGACACCAUUGGAAACUUGCUGAGGGUAAAUUUCACACAAACAUUAGGAAGUUUUUAUUUACACAACCACAGACACUUGUAAUAAGCGACCAAGUAGUGUGAUAGACAGUAAGACUUUAGGGACAGACCUGCAAAACUUGACUUCAUUUUAUUCUAGAAGAAUUAAGUGGACAGGGCUGGUAAGCUUUUAUUGGACUGAAUGGCCUGUUCUCGUCCGGAUUGUUCUAAUGAGUGUUUGGGAAUGUGGGAGUAAAUACACACUAGUGAAUUAUUAAAUAAAUUUUAACAUUUUUAAAGCAGUAAUUUCCCCAGGGUCAGUAUUUUAAUAGCCAGUGAUCAUUUUGGAUAGCUUUUAUAUUAAAUAGCAGUGGUACCCAGCACAGCAACGGGAGCAAUAGUGUGCAGGUGCGGUCACUAAAUGAAAGUCUUUUCCCCCAAACCAAAAUUUCACACUCUAAACCCACCGUGAGGGGCACAUUUGUAUAAGUGUGCCAGCAAAUGUCUCCUAGGGCAUAGCAGCGGUGACUAAAUAAAGUUCUCUCAGGGGAAACAUUUUGAAACAAAACCUGGUCUUUGGUCUUCCCCUGUACAAAUGUGGAAUCCAUACAAAACGUAGCAGAGAAAGUUGUGGAUUUUGCAUACCAAUACCUCAAACCCCCCACCCGACACAACUACACAAUACAGUCUUAGGUUCAAACUCAAGAUCUUCUUUUUUUGUACCUCCACUGUUCUCCAAAUUCUCUUCUGCAAUUCCAUAGUAAUAACAAUAGAUCUCUUCCCUCCUUCCACACCUCCCUGGAAGCCUCGUCCACACUCCUUCCAAUUCUUGACUGCCCUUGCAGGAAAUUCAGCUUUGUUUAGGCGACACUCGGGAGCACUUCUGGUGCCACAGCAUUGCACACUGAAAGCACAUCUGGGUCAGGCAGAAGUCUAUAAAAGACGUCGUAAUGAAUCCCCUUCAGUUCCCCCUGGCGGCACCCAAGAACCUCAACAGGGCUGUCCCAUUGGACUACAAUUCCCAGCAUGCCCUGUGGCAUAUACUGCGUCCCACCAGUUGGAUGCUGCCAACAUGUGUACAGGGGGAGAAUAUAACUUUGGGCAGCAGACAUCUGUUGUCCUUCCAUUGCGGCUUCCCUUUGUGGCCGAAAACUAACCUCCAUCCCGUCCAAGAUGUCUGUCUGUCCAACAUGGCACUCGCACAGACAAACACAUUUGGCUUUCCAUACUAGAUUUGCUCUUUAUGGUAGAGCAAUAUGGGAGCCUUCCUCUUUAAAUAAAAUUAUACACAUUGCAUCUUGUUAGAUGUGGAAUUGCAGUGGACUGUAAUUUUGGAUUUUGUCAUUGAUUUCACUGGACAACAUAUUUUUCAGACGUUUUGCUUCCUGUAAUGCUUGUGUUGAUUGUGAUAGUGAGCUUCAAGACUUUUUGACUAUAUCAUGUAGGAAUCUGGGUAAAAGUUAAAUGAACUUUUAUUGAACUUAGUGUGUUUAAUCGCUUCAUGAUGCUCACAUUUAUUGCAUCGAUUCAACUGCUAUGUUGCUCCUGAUUUCUUCAGUGCUCAGCAUCUGAUGCAUUGUGGUUGGUAUUCUUUACUCAUUUUUUUUUACGCUUCUUGGAGGCUUUUCGAGGGUCUCUGAGGUCAAGGAAUCUUAUUCAUUUAAUUUUGUCCCAUCUUGGUUCUUGACUAAGUUGUAGUUUUUAUAGCGUCUUAUUGUGACACCAUUUUGAACAUUGACAGGCGGUGCCGUUUUGUGACUUUCACGUCAACCUUUGCCAUAGCAACCUCCCAGAAGUCUCCAGGAAGGUUCCUCUGGUGACAUUAUCAGCGCAACUCUUUGAAAAGGUAAUUUAUGCGCUGUUAAAGUAUUUGUGUUUUGGAUAAAACUAAAAUACUUAAGGAGUGCUUCUCUGUGUUUUGGUUCUUGUUUUCCCAACUUCAUUUCCGGUUUUUGAUUUGAUUUCACGUUUCUGCCUUUUUGAAAUAUUGGUUUGGUAUUGACCCCUGUGCCUGCUUCAUUUUGUUUUUCUGGUCCCUGAAAUAAAACUCAUUCUGCUUUGGUAGAAAGUAAUACAAUAGUCAGCCAGCAGUGAUGGAUUCCACUGACCGCUUUUCCCUUGUUUCAGUAUCCUGGUGACACGUGUUCGUCACUGGCUGCCCCAAGAUUAGGAGAAGAGGUCCCAAGUGUGAAUGCAGAAAGUGAAUCUUUAGUGACAUGUUGCAGUUCAUGCUUUUGUAUGCUUGAAGCAGCCAGACAUGGUUUGCUGCUUGUAGAGGCCAAGGAAAUUCUACCUUCUGUGCAGUUUUCUCUGCCCGCAUCAGCAGAUCUUCAAACCACUUGUUUGAUUUAUGGACCAACAGAAAUGCCUCCCGUAAUCUUGGUCUCAGUUCUUCAUGGAAACCACUGUCACAAAUAUCAAAAUCCUUCACCUUCCUUGUUUUAUAUGAAAAGGAGGCAAAAGUAUCUUUGUUUGAGUCGACAAGUGGUUUACGCUCCACACUGUUCUGCUCUCAUGUUAAUAUAAUGAGACUGUUUAGCAUGGUGGUCCCAUUCACAGUACUCGGUGUGUCUGAGCUGCAUUCCUAGUAGUACUGCUGCUACUUUCAGACCACCAUGGAUGUUCCCAUUGUAGCUGUUGUACUCUAUACUUCUAAUACGAGAGGAACUCACAAAAAUAGGCCAUCACCAUAAAACGAUGCAUGAUAAGAACAUUUGAAGGCGAUUUUUGUGAUCAGCAGACCAAAAUCCAUAAGAUACACCCGCAUGUGUUCCAAAAGCAAAAUGCUUGUCCAGUGAAAUUAAAAAUUAAGUCAUAAACAGUUACCACUGAUAUGUUAUUUCUGUUGCAUAUGGUGCCUCUGAAAAUGAGUAUUUUUAAUGUACUGCUUGACGGGCCAAAAUCCAUACACAUGUCCAGGAAGGAAAAUCUUUAUUGUCCAGUGUUUUUCAUGGAGUUGCAAUCAAUGUAGUGGGAAGUCCUCUAAGUGACACCCAUUUUCUUCUUCUUUAGCAACUACAUUGUAAUUUUUGGCAGUGCCCUUAAGACCCUUGUCAUUUUGAAAUGACAACAUCUCCCCCAGCUUCAGGUUUUUAUCCCUCAUUUCUCAGUUUUGUGCCCCAUUUAUCGUUUGUUCAGUAUCUUUUUUUUUUUUGGCAUUGAUCAUGUGACCUUACUGCUUUAUGGCAAUAUUUUUUUUUCGUUCUUCAUUUCACCGUAUACAAUUUCUUGUAUUAAGAAUUUGUUAGUUUUCGUAUAACCCCUUGGGGUCAGAGUGCAGGGUCAGCCAUUGUACAGUACCACUGGAGCAAAUGCAGGUUAAGGGCCUUCCUCAAGGGCCCAGCAGAGCAGGAUCUCCUCUGACAGUAACAGAGGUUCAAACCGGCAACCUUUCAGAUACCAGUGCAGAUCCUUAGCCUCCCGAGCCAACGCUUGCUUGGCAUCUCGGCUAAAAUCUUCCACUUUUGCAAUUAAAAUGACCUCACUGGCUUAAACCGCACAUUCACAGUUCAGUGCUAGAAAAUGAUCGACAUUGACAUCUCAAUUUAAUAACAUGCCGUGAAAGAAAUUUUUUGUGUGAUGAAGGAUAUCUGUAUGGAUGGCAACAUGUCACGUACAAUGUCUACCUCAUGUUUGAGAUGUUGGGUAAAGCACUUUAAAGAUGGGGAUGUCAUUCUGUUGUGCUCUCUUGUGGGCUAGUACUAUCAGCAAAAAAUGAAAAAGCAACGGACUCCUCCGAGUGAACUGAGGAAACGGAGUUGGUCAAUUUCGUCAUCUACACAUCACUGAGGAAUCGGGGCUUAAUUAGCCGUUUUCUCAAGGUGAAGUGUGAAUUUGUGACUGGUGUCAGUUUUCAGUCAGAGGACAGAUGUAGCUGAUAGUUGUGAUGGCAGGCGCUUUCAGUGUUCAUCAAGAACACAGUUGGAAACUUGUUAGGGGUAAACUUCUCACAUACAUUAGAACGUUUUUCUUGACACAGAGAACCACAGAUACAUCGAAUAAGUGACCAAGUAGUGGAAGACAGUAGGACAUUAGGGACUUUCAAAACUCGACCUGAUGUUAUUUUAGAAGAAUUAAGUGGAUAGGACUUGGUGAGCUUUGUUGUGCUGAAUGGCCUGUUCUCAUUCAGAUUGUUCUUAAGUUCUCAGUCAUGUCUUAUUAAAGAGCAGAUUUACUAUAGUUGUCCACAUAAGAGAACAUAAGAACAAUCUGGGCAAGAACAGGCCAUUCAGCCCGACAAAGCUCGCCAGUCCUAUUCAUAAAUAAAUUUUGGAUAUCUAAGAACAAGCGAGAAUAGCUGGUUGUGUGCCUGCCAUGAUAUACCACACGCUUUCUUACUGCCACUCUGAUAAGCAUGAAGUGCACUGCGUCCCUCUGGAGUCUUUACUCUAAUGCUAGAUUACGAACAUCAUAACAUACGCUCGAGUGUCCCACUUCAUGUGGUCCACCUCUCUAAUAAUCGGAUAGGACCCCCGACCAAACAACAACCAGCAUUCUUGAGGGCAUGGAUUCAAUUAAAAGCACUCCUUAGCGUUUUCGGUCAGUCAUUGCCCUCAGUGGUGUCUUGUCCAUGGUAGCUUUCUUGGAUUGGAAUGUUCUGAAUGUGACUUAUGGUUUGCCAUAGGCAUAAAUGUCCUACGUUAACUAAACAUUCGCAUCCCUAGUUGUUUGCCCGCUGUAAAGACACGUCAUUAUUCCAUCAGGGAUGUAACAUGGUGGGUUCUUAUGACCUUUGAAACAUCCAUUUGCUUCACUUUUUGGAUUUUGGGUUCAUCUUUCAAGCGUGUAUGAAAGUCGCCUGAGGACUGGAAACGUUUGAGUGCUUACUUGGCAGGUGUGUGCACAUGGCGGCCGUGGGGACGUUGUUACCUUCUCAAGUGCCUUUUGAGCCAGUGGAGAUGGAACUGUGUAUUUAUUUAUUUUAUUUUUUUCUUUUUCUUGACGGUAUCAUUGAGACAAGUAACACUUUUGUAACUUUUUGCUUCAUUUGUAAAGUUUUUCUUGGAAAUAAAGUUGAAAAUGGCUGGCACCAUUGCUGUUUGCUGGAGGCA
Erpetoichthys calabaricus (reedfish) is the source of this 8252-nucleotide messenger RNA. RefSeq names its product SH3KBP1 binding protein 1 (gene shkbp1). Gene Ontology annotation, molecular function: protein binding. NCBI's taxonomy places the organism in Eukaryota, Metazoa, Chordata, Cladistia, Polypteriformes, Polypteridae. The transcript has 18 exons. Gene Ontology annotation, biological process: protein homooligomerization. The record is from RefSeq and is a predicted model, not a curated record. The coding region runs from base 134 to 2671 and encodes 845 amino acids.